Messenger RNA from Molossus molossus (Pallas's mastiff bat), 1396 nucleotides. It is a transcript of the gene ARFRP1, whose product is annotated as ADP ribosylation factor related protein 1. Gene Ontology annotation, biological process: intracellular protein transport; protein localization to organelle; Golgi to plasma membrane protein transport. The transcript has 7 exons. The record is from RefSeq and is a predicted model, not a curated record. Gene Ontology annotation, molecular function: GTP binding; GTPase activity. Gene Ontology annotation, cellular component: Golgi apparatus. NCBI's taxonomy places the organism in Eukaryota, Metazoa, Chordata, Mammalia, Chiroptera, Molossidae. The coding region runs from base 89 to 979 and encodes 296 amino acids.
GGCCGCCCGCGUCCCAUCGGGCGCCGCGCGGGGCAGCGCGGGGUCAGCAGGUCAGGCGCGCGGCGGCUGCGGCCCGGGCGGGCGCAGGAUGUACACACUGCUGUCCGGGCUGUACAAGUACGUGUUCCAGAAGGAUGAGUACUGCGUCCUGAUCCUGGGCCUGGACAAUGCUGGGAAGACGACCUUCCUGGAGCAAUCAAAAACCCGGUUUAGCAAGAACUACAAGGGCAUGAGCCUCUCCAAAAUCACCACCACCGUGGGCCUGAACAUUGGCACUGUGGACGUGGGGAAGGCUCGGCUCAUGUUCUGGGACUUAGGGGGCCAGGAGGAGCUGCAGUCUCUGUGGGACAAGUACUACGCGGAGUGUCAUGGUGUCAUCUACGUCAUCGAUUCCACAGACGAGGGAAGACUGCCGGAGUCUAAGCGCGCUUUCGAGAAGAUGGUCACCAGUGAGGCUCUGGACGGUGUCCCCAUCCUGGUGUUGGCCAACAAGCAGGAUGUUGAGCAAAGGGGUGCGCGAGGGCAUCGAGUGGAUGGUGAAGUGCGUCGUGCGGAACGUGCACCGGCCUCCGCGGCAGAGGGACAUCACGUAGGCGCAGCCGGCUCCAGGGUGCCCACAGCUGGCGUCCGAGCCAGAGGAGCCACCAGUCCUGGGGGGGCGGCUUUGCCUCUGGGAUUUUCCAUUUGCUUUGUUUUUUCUCUAAGACAAACUUCUCUAUGUCCUGAAGAGUGUAGGUGCCCAGAGGCUUCUGCCAGGGGAGUGGGGCAGCAGGACCUGCAGCUCCCUCAGGCCAGGCCCUCUCUGGGCCCAGGCUGGUGGUCCUGCAGGUGCCCUUGGAGCCGCUGCCCCGCAGGCCUGCCCGCCUGCCCAGCUUGGGGUAGGGCUUCAGGGCACCCUGGUUGGAAGGGGGGUUUUCCAGAACCACAGCCUCAGCCCCCUCUGAUUUUGGAGGUGGGCUGGGAGCUGGUGUCACCUUGAGGGAGACCUAGCCCACAUUCCCAAAGGCAAGCAGGGCCUUGGGUUCCGAUGUAGCCUCGGGACUGAACAAGGUGCGAUCUGACUGGGAAGCCACGUGUCCCGUACCCCCCAGCCCAACCUCGUCGAGGUGGGAAAUGCCGGAAGUGGGUGUCCCCCUAAGCACACUGCUGCCCACCUGGGGCAACCACGACUGCCAACUUGGGUACAUCAGUGGGGGUGUUGGGAAGACAGCUGGGUCCUCAUGCCUGGUUGGUGGUGUGCUGGGCCUGUGCCCAGCUGAGGGUGAGGGAUAAGGUUCCCUGCCAGGCCUGUGCCCAACAGCAGAGGCCCUCCAUGCAAGGCUGGUCCUGAGGCCCCUCCUCACAUGGCCCUGUGGGGCUGGCCACGGGGGUGUGUGGAAUAAAGGUGGUCUGAGUG